AUGAAACCCUCAUCCGCUGCCGCGGCGUCAAUGCCAGACAUGGAGGCCCUGCACCCCUAUUUUCCGAUCGAAGCAGAAAUCGUGAACUUCAUUGCCAAUGACAUGACCUUAUUUCAACUCCUGGCGGCGUUUGGGACCGGCUGCGUAGGCAUCCUCUCGGUGGGAUGGCUCAUUGCGUCGAGCGCAGGGCCAAAAUUGAGGAAGCAGGACAAAUUCAUGGUGUUGUGGUUCUGUUUAACCGGUGUUAUCCACCUCUUCUUCGAAGGCUACUUUGCAUACAAUCAUACACGGAUGGGCAGUGCGCGAGAUCUCUUUGGACAGCUGUGGAAGGAGUAUGCCUUGUCGGAUUCGCGGUAUCUGACAUCUGAUCCUUUCGUUCUCUGCAUGGAAACCAUAACUGCGCUCUUCUGGGGACCGCUCUCAUUUUUGAUGGUGUACUUCAUCGUAACCGCCCACCCUCUACGAUAUCCUGUACAGGCGGUCGUGUCACUGGGCCAGAUCUACGGGGACGUUCUAUACUAUGCCACCUGCAUGUUUGACCACUAUUACAAGAGCCUGACAUACUGCCGACCGGAGGCAUAUUACUUCUGGUUCUAUUUCUUCUUCAUGAAUUUCAUCUGGAUUGUCAUUCCUGGCUUACUCCUGGCGGACAGCAUCAUCACCACGGCAAAGGCGUUCAAGGCACUGAAUCGCAUAUCGCAUUCAGUGCAGGGAAAUGGGUCCGUGAACAAGCCAAGCGUGAACGGUCGUCCCAAGCGUGCCUGA
Messenger RNA from Exophiala dermatitidis NIH/UT8656, 765 nucleotides. Its product is annotated as cholestenol delta-isomerase. Gene Ontology annotation, biological process: sterol biosynthetic process. The transcript has 4 exons. Lineage: Eukaryota; Fungi; Ascomycota; Eurotiomycetes; Chaetothyriales; Herpotrichiellaceae. Gene Ontology annotation, molecular function: steroid Delta-isomerase activity; C-8 sterol isomerase activity; cholestenol delta-isomerase activity. The coding region runs from base 1 to 765 and encodes 254 amino acids. The record is from RefSeq and is a predicted model, not a curated record. Gene Ontology annotation, cellular component: membrane; endoplasmic reticulum.